Molecule: messenger RNA, 1320 nt
Organism: Magallana angulata
Lineage: Eukaryota; Metazoa; Mollusca; Bivalvia; Ostreida; Ostreidae
Product: ankyrin-1-like
Exons: 1
Coding region: 1-1320 (439 amino acids)
Cellular component (GO): cytoplasm
Molecular function (GO): protein binding
Source: RefSeq, a predicted model, not a curated record
AUGCUUUCUCCUACACGUAGAGAUAGUGAAGAAGAAGCACUGAUGUUGUCUCGUAGAAAACAAAUAGAAUGUACCUUUACAAACUCUUCAGUUGGAUUUCCUUUACCAUCACGCAACUCCAACUACGACGAAGAUGAAAACGAGCCCCUUUUUAUAGCUUGCCUUAACGGAUGUGACGCAAAAGUACAAGAUUUAUUGCAAAAGGGUGCGAAAAUUAAUUCACAUGAUAAAAACGGGUGGAGUCCUUUAUAUAUCGCUACAGUAUUUGGAAAUGCCAGCACCGUGGAAAUUUUACUUAAUAAUAAAGAUGUCAAUAUUAAUUUAAGUAGUAAGGACGGAGCAAGCCCUCUAUACAUAGCUUGUAAAAAAGGACAUGAGAACAUUGCACGGCAGUUACUUGACCAUAAAGCGGAUGUUAAUCUAAGAAACAAAGACGGAGCAAGUCCUCUGUACGUCGCUUGUGAAUACGGACAUGAGAGCUCUAUGCAACUUUUACUGAACAAUGGUGCUGAUAUCAAUUUAUGCAGAAAUAACGGAAUAAGUCCCCUCCAUGUUUCGUCUGAAAACGGACUUUCCAACAUUGUAAAACAUUUGUUACUGCACAAAGAUGUGAAAGUCGAUUUAUGUGAUGAAGGCGGAGCCAGUCCCCUCCAUUACGCUUGCUUAAAUGGACAUGAGAACAUUGUGCAACUUCUACUUAACAAAGGCGCCGAUAUUAAUUUAUAUGGUAACAACGGAGCCAGACCUUUACAUAUAGCUUGCAAAAACGGACAUGAGGACAUUGUGCUACUAUUACUAAAAAACAAAGCGAAUGCUAAUAUAAGAAGAGCAGACGGAGCCAGUCCUUUAUAUCUCGCAUGUAAAUAUGGACAUGAGAGCACUGUGCAACUUUUACUGGAAAAUGGUGCGGAUAUCAAUUUAUGCAGAAAAGACGGAGUAAGUCCCCUAAAUGUUACGUCUGCAAAAGGAUAUUCCAAUAUCGCAAAACAUUUGUUACUGAACAAAGAUGUGAAAGUCGAUAUACCUGAUGAACACGGAGCCAGUCCCCUUUAUUACGCUUGCUUAAAAGGACAUGAGAACAUUGUGCAACUUUUGCUGAACAAAGGUGCCGAUAUAAAUCUAUGUAGUGAUAACGGAGCCAGUCCUCUAUUUAUCGCUUGCCAAAACGGACACGAGGACACUGUGCUCCUACUAUUAAAUAACGAAGCUGAUGUUAAUAUAGAAAGAAAAGACGGAGCCACUCCUUUUUUUAUCGCUUCCAAACACGGGCAUGAUGGCGUUUUACGAAUUUUACAAAACAAUUAUGUCAAUAUCAACUAA